This is a messenger RNA of Mastomys coucha (southern multimammate mouse), 3341 nucleotides long. RefSeq names its product phosphatidylinositol-4-phosphate 5-kinase like 1 (gene Pip5kl1). The coding region runs from base 1197 to 3026 and encodes 609 amino acids. The transcript has 11 exons. Gene Ontology annotation, biological process: phosphatidylinositol metabolic process. Lineage: Eukaryota; Metazoa; Chordata; Mammalia; Rodentia; Muridae. The record is from RefSeq and is a predicted model, not a curated record. Gene Ontology annotation, molecular function: phosphatidylinositol kinase activity.
ACUGGACAGAUAGGGUUCUUACUCUGUCUGUGUCACAGCAGGGGAUCAGAAGCCUGGCACAUCUGCUAAGGUCUAGUGUAGCCCAGUCUGACAUUAAACUAUGUAGCUGAGGGUGAUCUUGAACUUCUGACCUUUCUGACUCUGUUUCUCCAAGAUUGGGAUGCCACAUGUGAGGGACGCUUUAUGCCUGCUAGGCAAGCACUCUUCCUAAGGCAUCUCCAGCCUCUGGAUUAGUAUGUAAGGAGCCCAUGGGAUGCUCUUCUAGAAGCCUAGGCUUGUGUGCCUCCCCCUGGCUGUCUAACCCCAUCUGGCAUCUACACAGCCUGAAAUUGUAUCAGUUCUCAGGCCCUCUCCAGCCCCUUUUCAGAUACAAAACCACCUACCAUCUCUUUUUCCUCCCCACUGACCUUCCCCUUCCAUUCUGGGUUCCUUCAUCCUAGCUAUCAGGCUGGCUGUAUUAGGGGAUCCCUUUAGUCCCAGCAUUCAGGAUUUGGAGACCGGGAUUUCUGUGAGUUCAAGGCCAGCCUGAUCUACAGAGGGGGCUUGGGGACAGCCAGGUCUACACAGAGGAACACACACAUGAAGAAAACAAAAAAGACAGAUGGGCCAGGAGAGAUGUCUCAGCAGCUAUUCCAGAGGGCCAGAGUCCAGUCAGGUCCCAUUAAGUGACCAGUACAACUCCGGCACCAGAGGACCUGAUAUUCUUCUGGAUGCCACUGACACCCCCAUACUUAUGUGCCCAGACACAUAUAUGUAUAAUUUUAAAGUUGAAUAGACUUUCUUAAGCCAGCAUAUCUAAGCAUCUUUCUUAUGUUCAUUUCUAGUUCUCUGAGUUGUUCCUGUCACUGUCCCAAGGCCCUGCAUGCUAGGGAUUAUUGUUACUACAGCUGCCACUGUUGUUUCUUAGGGCUCUGCACCGCUCCCCACCCCCAUCAUUCCAAUCUACACAGUUCCCAAGUUUGUGCUGGGCACUGAGGCAGGAAGUGAGGUCCAUGUAGUUCCUGCCCUGGUGGCACUCCCAAUUCAGGAGGUUUGAUGUAAUAAACCAAUACAUGAGCAAGACAAUCUCUGCUCAUGCCAAGGGUGAUGGGAGUAAAAGUCAUGUGAUCCAGUGUGUUGGAGGAAGUGCAUAGAGUCCUGAAAGGUGGUACAAAGGAUCAAGUUUCUUUACUUGAGAGACAGUUAAUGGGAACUUCAUGUCUAAAAAGACCCGAGAAACACGAUUUAAGCUACCUGACUCCACAGCCAGUCCCAGAGACGUACGUCCUCGGUUCGGAAGGAAAUUGAAUGAAGAAUCAUUUCUCCAGCACCCCAACCAAAGUCCAGAGACCCCGCCCAGCCAGAACCAGAGUUCAGAGGAUACUACAUCCUCGGAGGUUGGACCCAAGGGCAAAGACCAGCGUCCCCCUCGCCAAUUGAGUGCAAAGCGUGCAACCGCGAAAAGGCCUUUUCUCCAGUACCUCAGCCAUCGGCCGGAGGCUCAGUCUGGCCAGGAUCAGGGUUCAGAGGAUCCUGCAUCCUCGGAGGAGGGACUCGCAGGCAAAGGCCAGCGUCCCCCUCAAAGAUUGAGUCCAACGAGUGCAACCGUGACAAGAAGGCGUUUCCCCCGACACCUCAACCAACGCCAGGGAGCUCAGAACGUCCAGGACCAGAGUUCAGAGGAUGCUGCAUCCUUGGAGGUGGGACACGCAGGCAAAGGCAAGCGCCCCUCUCGAAGAUUGGGCACAACGGUGACAGGAGCGUCGCGAUUGGUCGUUCGCAAUGCAGAGGCGGGGCCUGAUUCCUGCAACUGGGCCUCGGAGGCACCACCAAAGCAAGAGAAGCUGCACCUGGGAGCGAUGGCCACACCAAGCCUUGGGUCGCACGAGAUCCUACCCCACUCCCUGGAGGUUGGAAACAGGUCCAUUUCCUCUGGCAGCCGCCGUGGCCUACUUUGGCACCUCCGAGCCAAGCAGUCUAGAGUUGGCCUGUUUGAGAUCGGUCCAGAACAUGAACUGCAUAAAAUGACACAGAUGAUGCAGGAAGGACUGUGGGCUGCCACCCAGGUCUCCAUGAACAACCCACCCACGGGACCUCCUACCCAGAAGGAUUACCUGGAAGUCAUGACCCAAGUUCACCAAGAGGGCUUCGAGCUGGGCACCCUGGCUGGCCCAGCUUUUGCACGGCUGAGGCAAUCCAUUGGCCUGACUGAAGAGGACUACCAGGCUACUCUUGGCCCUGGUGACCCCUACCUUCAAUUCUUCAGCACCUCCAAGAGCAAGGCCAGCUUCUUUCUGACCCACGACCAGCGCUUCUUUGUGAAGACCCAACGGCGCCAGGAAGUGCAAGUGCUGCUCGCCAACCUGCCCCGCUACGUGCAGCACCUACAACAGCACCCACAUUCCCUGCUGGCACGGUUGCUGGGCGUGUACAGUCUGCGUGUGGCUCGGGGGAAAAAGAAGUACUUCAUCAUCAUGCAGUGCAUCUUCUACCCUACCAGCCGGAUCUCUGAGAGGUAUGACAUCAAGGGCUGUGAGGUAAGCCGCUGGGUGGAUCCAGCCCCUGAGGGCAGCCCCCUUGUCUUGGUGCUGAAGGACCUCAACUUUCAAGAAAGGACCAUAAAACUGGGAGCCCAGCGGAGCUGGUUCAUCCGGCAGAUGGAGCUAGACACCGCCUUCCUGCAGGAGCUGAAUAUUCUGGAUUACAGCCUCCUGGUGGCCAUCCAGUUUCUCCACAAGGACGAGAAGGAUGGUUACCACAGCCUUUUCAGCACACUCAGGUCCUUACAAGGUGCAUCGAAGUCGGAGGGAACGGGGGGCCAGAACUGCCGGAUGCUGCCCAACCUCCCCAAUGCCCUCCAUAUCUUGGAUGGGCCAGACCAACGCUAUUUUCUGGGCUUGGUGGAUCUGACUACCGUGUAUGGGUUUCGUAAACGGCUGGAACAUCUGUGGAAGAUGAUACGCUAUCCAGGCCAGAGCAUCUCCACUGUCAGCCCGGCUCACUACGCCCGUCGCCUCUGUCGAUGGGUGCAGGCGCACUCUGAGUGACUCUCACCUGUCUGCCUUCUUCCAGUCUGGACAAUGCGCCCACAACAAUUCUCCAGCUGUGCCCAAGGAGCUAGCCUAUAGUUCAUCGUACCGGCCACGAGAGGGCAGCACGCUCAUAACUAAUGCUGUGAAGACUAAGCUCCCAUUCGGUGACGGUGCUGUACCCUGCAUAGAGCAAAGACCCUGACCCCCUACCCUUAGCUCAUUUAUUAUUAAAAAAUGUUGAUAUUCUCUUUUUACAGACCACGAAAUGGAGGUUCACGAGAUGAAGGGGGUGAGCAAGACCACUCAGCAAUAAAUGCUGGAACCAGCCUA